This is a messenger RNA of Schizosaccharomyces japonicus yFS275, 2963 nucleotides long. RefSeq names its product fusion GTPase. The record is from RefSeq and is a predicted model, not a curated record. Gene Ontology annotation, biological process: mitochondrial outer membrane fusion; mitochondrial fusion; mitochondrial inner membrane fusion. Gene Ontology annotation, molecular function: GTPase activity; peroxisome-mitochondrion membrane tether activity; GTP binding. Gene Ontology annotation, cellular component: peroxisomal-mitochondrial contact site; mitochondrial membrane; mitochondrion. Bases 137 to 2395 code for a protein of 752 amino acids. Lineage: Eukaryota; Fungi; Ascomycota; Schizosaccharomycetes; Schizosaccharomycetales; Schizosaccharomycetaceae. The transcript has a single exon.
CCAAUUGGUUGCAAUAUUUCUGUUUGGAAUACCCAUAUGUUUCUGCAGACCGUAACUGUUCUCCUCGGCAGAUCCAAACUCUAGGCUGGGUUACUUACGUUUAUGGAAGAACAGCUGGAAAAAGCAGUCAGACUCAAUGAAUCCAGACCCCAAUCCAGUAGUAAAAAGUGUUUCUUCACCAAAACUUACUCAUAAGCCUAUUCAGCCUUUCAGUGAGGAUGUUUCAACGGAGUUUACCAAACAACAAGAAUUCGAAUACAAUAAUAACAAAAAAUAUCUUGUUCAAUGUAUCUUCUCUUCAACUGAACUACUGUCAAAGCUUUUUGACUAUUUAAACGAUUAUUCUGACGCUGCUCCGUACCUUUGGACAAAUGCACAUUUCACAAAAAACGAUGAGGACAAGAAUGUAAUAAAAGAACCAAGGCUCUUCGUUCUUGACACCGAGCUUGAUAUUGAUGUAGAGCGGGACCAUAUGGACGAUGUUUCCUCUAAAAUUGGAGAGAUUUCCAGUCGAAUUCUUCGUUCAAAAUUAAGCAAGGUUAUCCGUCAUCUCCAAGCACUACUGAACCGUGUAGAAGACACGUCUUCUAAAGUCCUCAUUACUGGUGACCUGAAUGCUGGAAAGUCAACGCUCUGUAAUUCUCUUGUACGACGAAAGAUUUUACCUGAAGAUCAACAACCGUGUACGGAGGUAUUCUGUGAAGUACUUGACUCCAGCGUGAAUGGAAAUCAGGAAGCAGUGCAUGCAAUCGCCCAUAAUUGUACAUACUCAGUAAGCGAUCCCAAAACGUAUACUGUGUUUCCCAUAUCAGCAUUGCAAACCCUGGUUUAUGAAACGGACAAUUGGGGUAUGCUAAAGGUGUAUAUUGACGACGGAAGACCGGCUUGUGAGAGUCUGCUUCACAAUGGAAUUAUGGAUGUCGCACUCAUUGAUGCCCCUGGUCUGAAUACUGAUUCAAUGAAGACAACAUCUGUCUUCGCUUGUCAGGAAGAGAUUGAUGUGAUAGUGUUUGUUGUGAAUGCUGAAAAUCACUUUACGCUUUCCGCAACUGAAUUUCUGAGGAAUGCUUCGGUAGAAAAGUCUCACAUAUUUAUUGUGGUUAAUAAGUUUGACAAUAUUCGUGACAAACAGCGUUGCAAACGCAUCAUUCUGUCUCAAAUAGAAGGUCUUUCUCGCGAAACCUACAACGAAGCUGAUGAUUUAAUUCAUUUCAUCAGUUGUAAAUCUUUGCAACAAGAUGCUGAUAGUGACUUUGGGAAAGAGCAAAAACAGGCAUUUUCAACAAUGGAAUCUGCGCUACGAUCAUUCAUACUCGAAAACCGCUCCAAGAGCAAGUUAGCGCCUGUACGCAAGUAUCUCAUGAAUCUUACUGCCGAUUGCUUGUUAAUCUCAGAAAAAAACUUGGAACGUUUGGAGCUCUUCGCUGAAAAGCUUUCCGAAACUAUUGAUAAAGCAAAACCACAACUUGAAGAGACCGAAAGUAAUCGAUCGCAAGUUCUUAGUGAGACAGAGGAGCUGGUUGAGAGUACGGUGAAUGAUGUCUCGAAACACACUCGGGUUGUGUUGCAGGAUGCAUUGGACAGCUUAGAUACGUGCGCGCAUAUAAAAUAUCCUGGUUUUCUGUUCGCUUAUCAAUAUGCAUUGCAGGUGCGGGAUAACAUGCGUAGUUACCUUCAAGAAAAACUCAUUUUAUGUGAAGAUUUUUCUCGCGAACAAACGACGGCAACUGUCCAACGGAUUCACUCUACGACUUUAAAGUAUUUCCCUAAUUUUUUGGCGCCUAGAUUUAAGGCAAAGAAUAUGUUUGCUAAAACACAUAAGCUGCAGCUACAGAAACAUUUUGUCUUUGACAUCGACAUUCUUGACUUUAUUGACUUGGACGUAACCGAACGCAUUGGCACAUGGGGUGCUUCAUUGAGCACGUUGGGUUUACUUUUGGGAAGAUAUCUCCUCAGCUAUGCCAGUGUAACUGGAGUUGCUCUCCCUGUCAUUUCUUCAUUACAAAACAUCAAUCCAGCGCGUUUGUUUAUCCCAGUUGCUGGACUGUCUAUUGCGGCAUUUCUUGCCUAUAUCAUUCAUGACAUACCCCGGGCACUGCCUAUGAAGCUUUCUCGAAAAAUACAUCGCUCUCUGCGCCGUUCCGAUUUUACUCACAAUACCAGCGUUUGGUUGAGUUUAGAAACAAGAAAGGUUUUAGGCUUUCCCCUCGAAGAGCUCCGUCGGUUGUUUCAGCAACAGCACAAGCAGCAAACCCAACGUCUUGAGGAAGCGACUAGGGACACGAGAAUGUGUAAAUACGCCCGCGACUUUUUCACAGACAUGAAGAAUCGGGCUACGAAUAUGGAACGUCGACUCUCCAAUAUACAGCUUGAGGGCUGCAUCAUAAAAUAUUAAGGAGACGUUCCUAAUGAAACUACGAUGUCUACCACUAGUUGAGAGGGGAUGAUUUGUUAUUAAGAAGACUAGCUAGUUCAACGAAGUAAGCGAGUAAAAAAUAAAUGCGAAGGAUGCAUUUUUUGGUUCCUUUUUACGCAGAUGCGUUUCGAGUUCGUUUUGAUUAAACAGAUAACUUAAUUCAAACGUCGUCCCGUACACCCUGGUUAACACCUGACACAUUUUUUCGCAAUUACGCUUUUUUCAAACAACGAUCGCAAGGUAAAAAUUGGUUCCAUAUAAAUUGUAUGUAACAUAUCAAUACGAAUAGAAAUAUUAUUCAGCAUAGCAAUAAUUUUACAAAAACCAAGGAAAAUACCCAAUAAAGCAGAAUAACGACACUAUUACGAAGAACAGAAGGGGAUUGUUUCUAAACGAUAGGGUCCUGCACUUCUGUCUCCCAUUUGUUCUCAUGAUAUUCAGUCAUAUGUAGCACCACCACCUUAAAGAAAGCAUUCCGACAACGCCUUUCUUAAGCUCAAAACCGUGUAUAUACAGUUCUCUAUAUUCAUUUACUGAUCAUUGUUUU